CGGAGCGCCAUCCAUGGGGGGCCGGGGCCGCUCUCCCCAGCAGCCGCCGCUGCCGGUCCUGUUGGUGCUGUUGGUGGGGACGGCGGCGCUGGGCCGCUCCGCCGGAGCGCCGACGGACCUGGAUGAGUGCGCUGAGAGGACGGACGACUGUCAUGCCGAUGCCUUCUGCCAAAACACUCCCAAGUCUUACAGGUGCACCUGCAAACCAGGCUACCGAGGGGAAGGAAAGGACUGUGAAGACAUUGAUGAAUGUGAUAACGAACUCAACGGAGGCUGCGUUCAUGAAUGUUUCAACAUUCCAGGCAAUUACCGCUGCACUUGUUACGAUGGCUUCAUGUUGGCUCACGACGGUCAUAAUUGUCUUGAUGUGGAUGAGUGCCUGCUUAACAAUGGUGACUGUCAGCACACGUGUGUCAAUACCAUGGGCAGUUACCAAUGCCACUGCCAAGUGGGAUUCUUCCUGAGUGACAACCAGCAUACUUGCAUUCAUCAUUCAGAAGAGGGUUUGAGCUGCAUGAAUGGAGAUCAUAGUUGUAGCCACAUCUGCAGGAAAACUCCAAAGGGAGGAGUAGCCUGUGAUUGUAGACCUGGCUUCCAACUGGCCAAGAACCAGAAGGACUGCAUCUUGACAUGCAACCAUGGAAAUGGCGGGUGCCAGCACAAAUGUGAUGAUACGGUUAAUGGGCCCGAGUGUGGUUGUCACCCAAAGUACAAGGUGCACCCGGAUGGGAAAGCCUGCUUGGACAGAGAGGAGGCUGUGCUGGGGCUCCCGGAGAACAACUCGACAGUAGCAGUUGACCUUGAUAAACGAGUGAAACGGCGAUUACUUAUGGAAACAUGUGCUGUAAACAAUGGGGGCUGCGAUCGCACCUGUAAAGACACCUCUACUGGUGUUCACUGUAGCUGUCCUGUGGGAUUCACCCUUCAGUUGGAUGGGAAAACCUGCAAAGAUAUAGACGAAUGCCAGACCAGUAAUGGAGACUGUGAUCACUUCUGCAGAAACACUGUUGGCAGUUUUGAUUGCAGCUGCAAAAAAGGAUUUAAACUAUUAACAGAUGAGAAAUCUUGUCAAGACAUCGACGAGUGCUCUUUCGAAAGGACCUGCGACCACACCUGCAUCAAUUAUCCUGGUUCAUUUGAGUGUGCUUGUGACAAAGGGUACAGUCUGUACGGCUUCACCCACUGUGGAGAUGUCAAUGAGUGCAGCAUUAACAAUGGAGGCUGCCAGCAAAUCUGUGUGAACACCUUAGGAGGCUAUAAAUGUCAGUGUCACUCAAGCCACAAACUUCACUGGAAUAAAAAGGAUUGUGUAGAGGUAGAGGGGUUCCUGCCUGAUAAUGUAUCAUCCCGAGUGUUGCUGCGCUGUGUUAAGAGUGGUGGAGGUGAGAGAUGCUUCUUGAUCUGCCAAUCAGAUAUUCAUCUCACUUCAGGAUUUCAAGAUGCCUACACGAUCACCUGCGGCUCCUCUUCUCAUCCCAGGAGCAAACAGAAUAAAUUGAAUGAAUCUUCUCACUCGGAUGUCUCCACCAUCAGGACAAGUGUAACCUUUAAGUUUAAUGAAGGAAAGUGUAGUUUGAAAAAAGCUGAGCUGUCUCCAGAGGGUCUGCGGCAAAAGACACCAGAGAAGCACAAUUCAGUAAAAGAGAGCUUCCACUACAUCAACCUGACAUGCAGUUCUGGCAGGAAAGUCCCUGGAGCCUUUGACAGAACCACAUCAUCCAAAGAAAUGUUUAUCACUGUUGACUUUGAGCUUGAAACUAACCAAAAGGAGGUGUCAGCCUCGUGCAAUUUGAGCUGCAUCCGCAAGAGGACAGAGAAGAAGCUGCGCAAAACCAUCCGCCUCCUGCGGAAAACCAUCCACCGGGAGCAGUUAUUCCUCCGCUUCUCUGGCGUCGAUCAUGAGGUGGCCAGAAAGAGCUCAAGAGCUCCACAGCUCCCCGCAGAAUCCUGCAGGGUGGGGCAAGGCCUGAGGGACGACCAAUGUGUUAGUUGUGCUGUGGGAACCUACUACGACGGGGAACUAGAACGAUGCAUUUUAUGUCCAAAUGGAACAUACCAAGAUGAAGAAGGACAAAUAACUUGUGAGCCAUGCCCUCAUUCUGAGAGUUCAGGGACUCAAAAGACAGCAGGGGCUCGCAGUGUGUCUGAAUGUGGAGGUCAAUGCCCACCUGGUGAAUAUUCCUCUGAUGGCUUCUCCCCAUGCCAGGCCUGCCCCCUGGGAACCUACCAGCCCGAAGCUGGCCGCACUUCUUGUUUGUUGUGUGGUGGAGGCCUCCUCACCAAAUACCUUGGUGCUUCCAGUUUUCAGGAUUGCGAGACUAAAGUUCAGUGUUCACCUGGACAUUUCUACAACACCACAACCCACCGCUGUAUCCGCUGCCCCGGGGGUACUUACCAGCCAGAAUUUGGACAAAAUUACUGCAUUUCAUGCCCCGGAAAUACCACUUCUGACUUUGAUGGCUCCACGAACAUCACACAGUGUAAAAACAGACACUGUGGGGGUGAACUAGGAGAUUUUACGGGCUACAUUGAGUCCCCAAACUACCCGGGGAAUUACCCUGCCAACACCGAGUGCACCUGGAGCAUCAACCCUCCACCCAAACGCCGCAUUUUGAUCGUGGUUCCGGAGAUAUUUCUGCCCAUCGAGGACGAGUGCGGAGACUAUCUGGUGAUGCGGAAAAGUUCUUCCUCCAACUCUGUGACAACAUACGAAACCUGCCAAACCUACGAGCGCCCCAUAGCUUUCACCUCCAGAUCGAAGAAGCUAUGGAUUCAGUUCAAAUCCAAUGAGGGGAACAGUGCUAAAGGAUUCCAGGUCCCUUACGUUACCUAUGAUGAGGAUUACCAGGAGCUCAUUGAAGAUAUCGUUCGAGAUGGCCGGCUUUAUGCAUCGGAAAAUCAUCAGGAAAUACUGAAGGAUAAGAAGCUGAUCAAAGCUCUCUUUGAUGUAUUGGCACAUCCACAGAAUUAUUUCAAGUACACAGCACAAGAAUCCAGAGAAAUGUUUCCAAGAUCAUUCAUCCGCCUGCUACGAUCUAAAGUUUCCAGGUUCUUACGGCCUUACAAAUGAGAGUCCCCCCAGCCUCACCAGCUCUGGAUGCUGAGCAGUGCCCAAACCUGAGAGGUUCUUAAGGGUCGGAGGCUGUGCCUGUCUUUGGCCCGUGAGCACAAAGUCAGACUCGAGUCCUCUUUAGAGUUUGAUUUUCACAGACAAUACCGUUAUUUCGAUGAAGCGACUUUGUUUUUCUCUUGAGAGAUUGUAUAUACCCUUGUAUUCAAAUCUGUAAGGUUGCUGACAUCAGCACCGUCACAUUUAGACCGAGGGGACUUUUCCGUGGAAAUGAUCAUGUGAUCGGCUCAACUUUCCACUGUGAUAGCCAAAAAGUGAUGGAAAGGAUGAUGAAGCUUCCUCUCAAGGGCCCGGGUUUCAUGGGUUUCAGUCUGUUCUUCAGGUAAAAUGAAACUGGGUUAUUCAACCUCUUUGUUCCCCAGAGAACUAGAUCUCCAAAGAGAUCUCUGUGGGUGGGAGAUUUUAGAAAUGUUUCCUCGUGUGCAGUUCUACCCACUGAAGUGGAAGCUACAUUAAGCCCUGCUUUCCCCAUUUGCCAGUCACUGGGCUAAGAAGCCUGGUAACGAAAGGGUGAGAGGGUGAACAGUGAAGUCCUCUAGGAUGUACUGGUGAAAGCACUUUGCAGAGCAAGUUCCCAGAGAUUAAGGAAAUGCUGGGAGCAGAAUUAAUUUGAAAUAAAUUAUGACAGAUGAGCCUCCUGCAAGUUAACAGCGAUGUCUACCAUCGUACUGUUCCUCCUAUGGCCGCUCGCAAAUAUUUCCAAAUAGUAAUGAUGUAGAUGCCUUGCUGGCUUUUUUAACUCUAGCCCAAGAUGCCUCAGGGCAGAUAGUCCAGUUGGGGUGCUUGUCCAUCAUCACUCUUAAUCAUUUAUUGAGCCUUUUGGAGAUUUGCGGAGUUGAGUCCUUCAUCUCGAGGAGCCAAUAAUAAUAGAUUUUGGUCCCUGGAAAUUAAGAGGAGUGCUGUAUUACUCACACUACCCUUCAUAUUAGAAGAGCAUGAUCCUUGGGAUGUUAUUUCUCUUGGAGGAUUUCCUCUUCUCUGUCAUCCACAGUCUCUUUCCAACUUCCUCCAUCUAGCUCAGCAACUCCUAAAGACAACUAAGGUGAAGCGAUAGACUGGUAGGAAGUUUUAUAUAACAAUCAGUGGCUGCCUGCAUGCCAAACAAUGUGAUGAUGUAUAAACUAAAGUCAUUUUAGGGUUCAUUUGGGAUUCACUCCCGAAAGGGCAUUCAUUCACAUUUCCAUAUUAUAGCAUAUGGAAAUGAAUUUAACAUUCUUAGGGUAGUGAAUUCAGGAACUCAAUCUCAGCUUGUAUGAUAGAUUCAAUGACUCCCUUCCACACCCUUUUCCUCUCUCUCUUUCUCCAUCAGUCUGUCUCUCAGCAAUGGAAUUUUCACCAUUUGUGUAGUUCAUAUCUAUUAUUGAAUAAUUGGGCAGGUGAUGGGAAUUCAAAAGAAAAAUAAAGUUAGUUAAUGAAUAUGUGAUGGUGAAAACGGACAGAGAGUAAUCUGUCCCCUACCAGUGUAUUGAUGACUUAGUUUCUCCAGAUUUGUUUCUGCCUUGUUCCUUUACUAACUAGAGAUGAGAUAAGUGAUCUUCCUGUCUCUAAGCUUGUGAGCCCUGGGUGGGACAGGGACUGUUUCCUAUCUGAUUAUUGUUUAUUUACCCCCGUGCUUAGUGCAGUGCUUAAUAAAGACCGCCACUGAUAAUAAUGAAUAUAUUAAGAAAUAACAUACAUGGAAACUUGGGCAAGGAAGAGGUGGAGGUAGAAAUGAGUACGACGUACGUGACCUUCUGAAAGUAGAGGUCAUCAUCUGCCCUAUUAUUCCAAAUACAAUCACUCCUCAUUCCCUACUGUGAGACUUAUUACUUAGAGUAUCCUUUCAUCAUUAUUAGAUGCCCUCCAAAAGACAGUGGUGUCCACUUGACCUGGGGAUCACCAUUUUGGUAUUCCUGAAGACAGUAGCUUUACCUGCCAAUCUGCCUUAGUCCAGUGAUGCAUUCAGGAUGGAAAGCAGGAUCAACUCUAUACUCCUCCCAAUAUCAAGCUGUUUUUCUGAGUGUUUUGAAGGGUGAAAAGAGCACCCUAAACUACUUAGGUUUGGCCACCUCCGCGUACCCAGUUACACCCAGUUAACAGCGCUUGCAGAGACCUGUUCUAAAUGCCUAAUUCCCCUUUCUCGUCUGUGGCACAGACUUGGGAGAAAAGCUGGGCCACUCAUUCCACCUCCUUGUCUACAGGACAAGUUAUUUAUGAAAUCUGAGCAAGAAGAAUCUCAGGAAUGUUUCCUUCUAGCCAUCCUCCUAGCUCAAUGUAUAUAAUUCUGUAGCCAUUUGAACUCAUGUGUUUCUGUGUCAGUUUGUGAAACUCAAUUACUUUUUUCUUAGAAAGUUCUCAAUUCUAUUUAGGAGAUUUGAACCCUUGGUCUUUUUCUUUCUAGCUAAAUGCACAUUAACUGGAUUAUAUAUCAUCUCCAUGUCAAAUGGCUCAGGACUAUCCCUUUAUUCUCCUAAUUGUAAAUUACUAAAGGUACAAAAAAUAAGGCUGUGAGGGUCACUUUAACAGAGAGUGACUAUUUCAUUGUAUAAAUGGAAGAUCUUGCCAUUUUUCUGAGUUCUCCAAAGGCACUGUGGAAAGAAUGGAUCGAAUUUUCUUGCCUCGAAUAGAUUUUCAGUCUUGGCAGCAAGUGGCCCUGGGCAAGAUAUUCAUAUUUGGUAACUUACCCUUUUGGGUCCCCUCCCUGUUGACUGAGAGUUUUGCCCAACCCUUUGAAAAGUUGGAUUGGCAUGGGCCAAGCUACAAUCCGGUCUUGGCAGGGAGGAUGGGAACCGAGCCUUCGGCAAAGAACCUCCUGAGGUCUUUGUGACCAAAUAACUGGCAAAAUGAGCCACAAAAAGUACAUCUCCUAAUGGGCCAGACUAAAUCCUUGGGUUUACCAAAAGCAGUUGGGAGUGGAAAAAAGAGAAAACCCUUUCCCUUCAUCACCCAGUGCUGAGGUUUGAGAGUCCAACUGGAAAUCCCCCUUAGGGUUGCACACCUGGGAGGCCCAGAGGGUCAAACUGAGGCAACCUAAAGGAUUUCAGUCUGCUAUGGCUCCAGGAGCCCCAGACUGAUGAUGAUGAUGAUGAUAGUACUGGUAUUUGGGAAUUGCUUAUUCUGUGCCAGCACUGUAUUAAGCA
This is a messenger RNA of Ornithorhynchus anatinus (platypus), 6249 nucleotides long. It is a transcript of the gene SCUBE2, whose product is annotated as signal peptide, CUB domain and EGF like domain containing 2. Gene Ontology annotation, biological process: signal transduction. The coding region runs from base 14 to 3070 and encodes 1018 amino acids. Gene Ontology annotation, cellular component: cell surface. Gene Ontology annotation, molecular function: calcium ion binding. The transcript is spliced from 23 exons. Lineage: Eukaryota; Metazoa; Chordata; Mammalia; Monotremata; Ornithorhynchidae. The record is from RefSeq and is a predicted model, not a curated record.